AGGCGCGUCAGCUAGUAGUACUGUUUGAGCCACGACGAUGGGAGGCUGCUGACACUGGCCGCUCCUCGUGCACUUUAGGUGUGCUCCUUGUUGUGGCAGUGGUGGUGGUUGUGGUGGUGACAGCAUGGCGAUGACACGCAUAGUGGUGUUGUGGUGGACACUGGUGGUUGUGACAGCGCGGCCCGUCGUGGCAUGUAGUCUUGGAGGAAGCAUCGUCAACAGGGUGGAGUGUGACCUGACAGGCUCCCCCUACACAGUGACCCAGGACGUGGUGGUGCAGAAGGGCGCAACUCUCGUCCUCAAGCCUGGAGUUACCCUGCAGUUUGAUCCUGGUGUGGGAAUCACCGUGAAGGGCGUCCUGGAAGCCGAGGGCACGGAGUUGCAGCGGAUUACACUGACGAGCAGCCAGCCGCCCGCCGCCCCCACGCCCGCGCCUUCUCUGCGCAUAGUGGACGGCCCCACUCCCAUGCAGGGCCGCCUACAGAUCUACUACAAGGACAAGUGGCGCUCCAUCUGCACCAAUUCCCGCAACUGGACUGCGGCGGACCUGACAGUGGCUUGUCGACAACUGGGAUUUAGCGGCGGCAAGUAUUGGGAAUGGCAGGACCGCGCCAACAACGACACGGCGACACUUCUUUACCAGGCGCCGCAAUGCUCGGGCCUCGAGGAUGACAUCACUAAGUGCGCCUGGCAAACACAUUCCAUGGGCGGCGGCGUCUGCGAUAUGCAUCCUGACCUCGGCGUGGACUGUGACCCUUACCAUGCCCUGUGGCGCGGCACCAACCACUGGAAGGGCAUCCUCUUCCAGAACGCGGACUUCGAGGGGCAGCUGUUCCACAAUACAUUAUAUCAGAAGGUGUCCAAGUCUGUGCUGAGCUUUGUGAACAUUGAGUAUGCAGGCAUGGGGCCACAGCGGGAAGUGUUGUCAUCCAUCAUGACUCGAAAAGUGCCGCCACGCCUGCGUCACGUGACCGUCACGAACAGUGCCUUCAAUGGCAUCAACAUGACCCUCCCCGGGACAUUUGUCCAUCUGGAGAACGCCGUGCUGAAGGAGAACGCCGGUCAUGGGCUUUACGUGAAUACCUCAACGGGUUCAGUUUUGAUCGAUCGGGACUCUGUGGUGACAGACAACCAGGCAGAUGGAAUCAAGUAUAAUUUUCACCAUCGCGAGCCAGACAAAUCUGCAUCAGACACUUUCCAGGACUUUUGUGCUGGGGCAUCCAACCUCAACCAAGCUUACCCCAUUGUAACAGUGGCCACACAGGACCGGUACUCCUUCAAGGAAUUGAACUGUGAGAAGCUGUUUGUCACUCGGGACAGUGAUUUUGUCUUCACUGUACAUUUCUCCUACAUGCAAGCUGAAGAGGAGAAGGCAGGCAUGGUUGAGGUCAGAGAACAGAAUCGGUAUGGGAAUCUCUUAACCAAGUUUGAAUUGAGAAAUAACACAUUUCCACCUUCUGUUGUGUCCCGAGGCAAUAGGAUCUGGAUCAAGGUGACAGCUAAACCUCGUAUCUUGUCAUUCAUCUUUAUGGAAGUGAUUGCCAGCAAGUACAAGAUGUUUGACCUCAGUGUGCGGGACACCAUGGUGCGAAACAACAGUGGGCAUGGAGUGGCAGUGGAUUACAUGAGAAGUCUUGUGCAUGUUCAUCGUUCCAACCUGACCCAUAACUACUAUGGGUCGGGUCUCAAUGUACGGCAAGGUGCUGGGGAUGUGAAUGUGACACACUCCACCAUAAUGUACAAUGUUGGAGAUGGUGUCAAUGUCACAUAUGAGGGUGGAGUGCAGAAUGUUACCUGGAGUACUGUAGCUGACAACAAGCUACGUGGUGUGGCUGUCUGGUUCAACGAGAGUGGUCAGGAUACUGGAAUCCAUCAAGAAACAGCUGUGGCAUAUUCUACUUUGACUGGCAACCUGGACGUGGGGCUGCGUGUGGGAAACUUUUGUCGGCCAUCUUUCGUAAACAUCAGCAGCAACACAUUUAGUGAUGGCCAUGAAGCUGCUCUUGAGAUUGAAUCUUGCUGGCUGAGGAGCGAUGAGAGGAGAGCAGUGCAAAUUGGCCAAAACAUGUUUAGGAAUAAUCACCGUUUGGCCAUCAAAAUAUCACCAGCUGUAAAUAUGAACUUUACUUUGGAAUACAAUGAAUUUCAUAAUAAUAAGCAUGGCACUGUCCUUAUGUACAAUGAAGACAAAGUGGAGCUUCCAAUGCUCCCAUUCAGUGGCAUGAUACAGAGGAACAACUUCCGAGGCAAUAGUGGGUGGUACGUUCUUAGGCUUGGCCUUUCCUUGCUUGGCUUGGACCAGAAGCUGCGGCUAGAGAGGAACGUCAUCAAGGAAAAUACAGUAGAGGAAUUGUUCGUGGCCUUCCACUCCCGCAGCCAAGCAUCAGGGGUAGUUUGUAUUGGUUCCUCCAACAUUGUCCUUUACAGGAACUUGUUAGAUAACCCAGCUUCUAGAUAUGAGUUGGCCUCCCACACCAGUGAUCAGAGCAUCCCCAUCCAAGCUACACACAACUGGCUUGGUAGCAAGUUUGAGCAGGAGAUCUUCAGGAGGAUCCUUGACCGUCGAGACCUAUACAAUUUGGCGCUUAUACAUUUUCAUCCUUACCUGCUGAGCAAUAACAAUGUGGAAACACCUGUCAUGCAGGAGGGCCCUGAGAGUGAACCAGAAUUCUUUGACCCAGCAGACAACCACAUUAUUGGAGGAGAGGUGAACGGUGAGGUGACACUACGCGAUGGCCUCUAUACUGUCACACGAGACAUUUACGUUCACAAGACAGGCACGCUGACUAUUGCCUUUGGCACUACACUUGAGUUUGCUGAAGGCAUGGGCAUGAUGGUGGCUGGGCUGUUGCGUACGGAAGGCUCUGGAACUCGUGAUGUUAAGUUCACUCUCCAUGGCACUACUGAGCAGGAAGAGGCACUGGAGAGGGCUGCAUAUUUCUCUGGGGAAGAAGAAGCCAUACCUCUCAAUGCCACAACCAAUAUGACUCUAACUGAAGUGCACAACCUCAAUGUGACACAGGAGGAGGACAUGACCCCUUCUGUGCUUGUUAAGCUAGUGGGUGGCAGAAACAGCCAUGAAGGCAGACUAAUGGUUUGGGUUGAUGGCCAGUGGGGAACUGUGUGCAACCAUGGCUGGAACCAGGAUGCAGCAGCCAUAGCUUGCCACCAGAUGGGACUGGUGCUGAACCCUGAGGACUGGGAUCUGCAACCCAGCCAGCUGCCAUCUGAAGGCCAGACCAGCCCCAUUCUUAUAAGCAAUGUCCGGUGUGACGAGUUUGACACUGACCUCACAAAGUGUAUCAGUGAUCGGUACUGGGAGUUAGAGAAUUCGUGUUCCCAUGCUGAGGAUGUGGGCAUCCGUUGCUACCCUGGCUCCUGGGCUGGCAUCCGCUUGGGCAUGACAGCACAUGAAAGCCACAUGAAGGGCGUGAUCAUAGAGAAGGCUGGUCUCUUUGAUUACACUACCCGCACUUUCAAGCCAGCCCUUCAAAUUGACUUCCACCACCACGUCAUCCAGGAUGUGGAGAUCCGUAACAACCUGCAGGACGGAGUGGGUGUGGUGUACAGUGACCAGUAUGCCAUUGUAAACCCCAGUGCCAGAGUAUUCCACUCCUGCACCUUCUCUGGGAACAGACGGCAUGGUAUCACCCUCAAGCAGCUGGGUGUAAACAUUACUAACUCCAAUUUGGAGCGUAAUGAUGGUUCUGGCCUGCACUUCAAUCCUUUCUUGAAGAGAGCAGAGCAGAGGGAACUGGCUAGCUGGCUCAAGCUGCAGCAGGAUCAAUAUUACAAAAUACCAGAGGGCCCAAAGAAUGUGCGGCUAGAAACCAACCUGCCUAAGUACUUCAUCACCCAGACCUUGCGUGGUGCUGGUGCCAGGGCCACCAUCACAGUUUCGACGUCACAUUCUAACGUGAUUGGCAUCCAGGUGCUGAACCCCAUCAUUCCUGAGAGCACUGAGCAACUGGUGAUUUAUGACUACCAGGAGAUCAUUGAAAGUGAGGACAUUGAUCAUUGGGACCUGCGAGGGGACCAGGUGGCCUUCCCUACCACCUCUAGUAGUUACGCCAUCACUAUUGACUACAGCUCAGGACCUUAUGCACUCGGAGAUGUCAUCAUCCUCCUAACUGCCAUUGACAGGCGAGACAUUGCACAAGCAGGAGACCUCAGGAAUUUCCGAGCCAAGUGGCCAAUGACAUACAUUGACCAGACUCGCAUUCAAAACAAUGACAUUGGCAUCUCAACUCUCCACUAUAACAGGUAUCUCACAGAUGAUGAGGACCAUCUGCUACGGUGUGCCAAUGAGAGCAUUGUUGUGGUGGGCUCCCAUAUCAACAACAACCAGAACCAAGCUGUCUACACCCUCUCACCUUUCCGUGUGCGCAUGGACAACGACGACAUUGCUGAGAUCACUUUCAUGUUCAAUAGCACCACAAUUUCUGGCAAUGGGCGUGGCAUUGAUCAGUACAGCUGGGAUGUGCGGGAGUCUAACAACCUGUUCCAUUGGGUGCUGGAUGAGGUAGUGAUGGAGAACAAUGGUGGAGGAGGGAUAGUACUGUCACUUCCCUAUGUCUGGCAGUACACAGAGAACUUCACCCACACACUUUACAUCAAUUCUUCAUCCUUCAUCAAUAAUGCCCAAUUCCAGUUUGUAGUGGAUGGCCAUUUUGCACGCUUCAACAUGACAUACUCAAGGUUUGAAAAUAAUGUCUGUCAGCGAGGAUUGUUGUCAGUACAGGGUAUGGAGAAGGAAAUGUUCCUUCAUGACAACCGCAUUUCCAGUAAUGUGGGUUCCUUUAUGGUUGAGUUCAACACUAACAGCCAGAGUGGAAUCUUGGGCUCAGUCAGUGCUUACUUUGAGUACAACCUGGUACAGAACAACAAACGCAUGCCACAGACAUUCAGUUCUGUAUCACGGGCUCAUCAGCCUGCAAGCUAUACCUUGGCUGUGCGAGGUCUCCAGAAAGUGAACAUCACCCACAACCUCUUGGGUUACAAUGAAAUGGACUAUGAGCUGCUGGCAGGCCUCUACACCUCUCGCUUGAACAAUUACCUCAAUGUAGAGGCAAACUGGUGGGGCACUCGCAAGGCAAAGGAGAUUGAACAACUCAUUUUUGACUUUGAUGACUGGAAUAACUUUGCCCUGGCAGACUACCUUCCUUACCUCAUAGAGGACAACAUCGAGGCUCCUGUAUCCUCUGUUGGAUCCUAUGCUACUCAGGACACCACAGACAUCAAUUCCCUUGGAGGCCGUUUGCUGCAUGACUUGCGUUUACCAAAGCGAGAUGAGCCGUAUGUGGUGAAGUCUGACUUGACAGUUAUGCCGGGAGUGACACUGGUGGUGGAGGCAGGUGCUACUCUUGAGUUUUUACCAAGUGUAGGACUACUGGUGUUGGGUCGCUUGGAGGCAAUUGGCACCAAGGACCAGCGCAUCAAAAUGCAGCCUGUACAGCCUUCUGUACCCUUCCAGCACAGAACCACCCGCCAUGCUAAGACCUCACUGGAAGCUGUGAGACUGUGUGUGGAAGGGGAGUGUGGUGGCCGAAGAGAAGGGUUCCUGGACAUCUACAAUGGCACUACCAAGCAGUGGGUGCCCAUCUGUGAUGACCGCUUCACUGAGCGCAACACUGAAGUGGUGUGUAGACAGCUUGGCUACAACACCAUUCACACCUUCCAUGACCGCAAUAAGAGGAUAGAGAUGUUCCCCAAUGCCCUUAUUCGCAUUCAUUCCUGGCCUGAUCCCAUAGAGUGUGAUGGCACAGAAGCAGCGCUGCAUCAGUGUCCCCUCAGGAUGAAUGGCCAAAUCUACGAUCACACCUAUAGUUGUGCUUGGAAUGGAGACUUUGUGUACAUCUCUUGUGGAGACCUGAAUCUUGAGGACACCAAGCUGGAGUACUGGGGUGGUAUCAGGUUCUCCAUCCCCAACUUUGAACACAUGGAUGUAUACAGUCGCAUCCAUGAUCCCAAUGCCCCUCACCAUGCCCAUGCCCACCCUAUGGUGCAUGGAGAACAUCAAACUCCAGUCUACCCUUCCAUUUUGGAAUGGGUUGAGGUGGUGGGAGCUGGCAUCCUUCAUAAUGACAAGUCUCCGGCCAUCAUGUCCUUCCAUGAAACACCUAAACUGCGUGGCGUCACCAUCAAGGACUCAGCCUAUGAUGGUCUUACUCUUAUUUCAGCCACAUAUGGCUUUGAGAUGCUCUAUAACAAAUUUGAGAACAAUCUUGGAGUGGGAGUGACACUGAUUGGACUGACAGGAGAGACAAGAGAGACAGAAGAAUCAUCUUUCUUCCCUCUGACCAAUGUACGGCUCCCUUAUCACACCUUUGGGAUGGUGGACAUGUGUGACUCAACCAAGGAGCUGCGAAUUGAGGAGCGUAUCUUGCUCUACUACAAGUAUGACAAUAGACCCGUUGACUGCAUCAAGAUCUUCUCUUCUGUGUUCAAUGUGAAGAACUUUGGAUUUAGGCUACUCCAUCUCAAUCUGUAUGAUUCCACCUUCAAUGGGGAGCCACUGGUGCGGGACCGGCUGGUGUUGUAUGAUGGGGACAUCUAUAACUACACUACCCAAGUUUUUGCUGAGGUGCAUGCUCGCUCAGAUAACCACAUGCGUUUCUUCAAGACUGCUGGCACCAGCCUCUCAGUGGAGCUUCAUGCCACAGGAGCCUCAGGAGAGCUUGGCUUUGUGGCUGAAGUGGUGACUCUGCCCAUCUCUAACCUAGGAAUCAACCGUAACAUCCUACACAACUUCACCUACAACGAGUACCACAACAAUGUGGAGGGAGCCAUAUUUGCUGCCACUGCUGGUGAGGUAAAUCCAUGGCUCUGCUUCUCUUAUAGUCGCAUAGAGAACAAUGGACGGCAGUUGUAUGGCAACUUCACCACAACACAAGCUGCUGUACGCCUUGAUGUGCAAAACAUGCAAGAUGUCUAUUUUAAGAACAAUCUGGUGCGUAACAACACUGGCGGGCUGCACAUCAUUGCUGGCUCCAUUGGUGCAGCCACCAAGCUACAGGCCAAUGUGACCAACAACUUGUUUGAGGAAACUCAACACUGGCAAGCUCUCUACAUGGCCUCCAGGGAAAAUUCUGCCUACCAGCAUGCCCUUAUAGCCUACAAUGACUUCAGUUGGUCCUUCUCGCCCUACCAUGAUGUCAUCACUCUGGCUCAGGUGGUGUCUGUCUUCACUCACAACUAUGCGCACAGCAACAUUGGCCGCCACAUUCUGGACAUCUAUGGCUUCCAAAAAGUCCGUCUCCCUGUAUACCAGACCACCUCACACAACAGUCUUGCAAAGAAUCAGGCAUGGGAUCCCACCUACCAAGGCACAGUUAUUGCCGGGAGUGCAGGGCAACAGUUUGUGGACAAUGUUUUCUAUAACUGGGACAACGCAUAUGAGUUGGUGGCUGUGAACGAGUCUGUGUCUGGACUGCGUAGGCGGUGCAACAUUUCCACCGAGUGCACUGACUCUGAGAGCUUCACUUUGGAGAAAGUAGUAGUCACUGACAGGUCUGAUGUAUGGAAGACUCCCAUUGAUGCACGAAACAACUGGUGGGGCUUCAAUACUUCUGUGGCAGUGUCAGGCCGUAUCCAUGACAAGACUGAUGAUGAGACCCUCCUACAUGUCGAUUACAGUAACUGGAAGCUAAACAACUACUCACUGCUGCAAGGAUGUGAACCAGGCUACACCUUAAUAGGGGACUCUUGCUACUUGUAUAUAGGGGCACCUGUCACUUAUCAUGAAGCUAAAGAAUUCUGCAGGAAAGACAAUGCUUCACUGCCAUUCCUUCAGAAGUGGUAUUGGGAAGUCCAACAUUGGUUGUUAGAGCAGCAACCAGAAUACCUAUGGGAGUCAGACAUAGUGUGGGUGCAGCACCUGGACGUCAUCAGUGGCUGUGCUGGGUUUGUCUACCGUCAGGUGCGCUCUGUUGACUGCAACCUGAAGCUGCCAUUUAUCUGCGAGUCUGAUGCAGAUGAAAAGAUUGACCAGCUGGCCUGGGCUUCAGACCCUCUGGCAGUGGCAGCCAUUGCUAUGACUAUGGGUUGCCUCAUCCUGGUGGUUGCCUGCUUGUCUUGCUGGGUUUGCAAGUCUCGUGAACGUCGCAAAGAAAGAAUCAUGCGCCGCAACUCAAUCCGUGCCUCCAUCCGCUCCAACAGAUCAGCCAUUUCCACCUCCACCACCACAGGGGGCUUCAGCGAUCUCACACGCCGCAGGAUAAUUGAGGACCCUCAGCAUGCAGUGCCAAUGAAGGGGCAGGAAGCUGUUGGGGGUGCUGCCAGGAUGAAUGGACUCCAUGGCUCCUUUGACUCUAUUGCCAAGUCUGGGCUUAAUUCUUCCAUAGAUGAAGAUCCAAGCUUUGUUGUAUAUGAGGAGACCACUCCCUCAAUUCCUCCUGGUUACUCUUCUCAGCUGGAUGACAGGUUCUCCGGUGAUCCCCAGCUUGAGAAUCACAAUGUGAACGAACUCCUUCGGCCAAGCUUCAACAUAACCUUCCAGAACCAGGGCUUCAGGGAUAACUCAGCAUUCUCCUCUCGUGAAAACUCCAGCUUCAUGCCCCAGACUACUUCUGAGGCCUGGGUGACUGAUGAUCAACCAGCAAGUUUUGGUCAACAGUCUUUUACUACCUAUGGGCAUGACUCCCGCCUGCCCCCUCUCCAGCCGCAGCUGUCCCCAAGGCUCAGGCUUUUGCCUCCGCCACCCUCCAGAAGGGAGUUUCCAAGUCCAAGCUACCAGCAAAGUAGCAGCUCACCUCAGAUGCCUCCCAACAACCAAGCCUGGCCUUUCAAUGGUGGUGCCUCCAGCCUCCAACCAGAGGAAUUGUCAAUACAUGGCUCCACAGCACAACUGGCUGGGAGUAGCAUAACUACGGACUCCACCUUAGAGAUGAAAAAAGAGGCUGAGGACCCUCACCUGUCUGCCACACUUCCCCGGGAACAGGGUCCCACCUACCAAUACAUGUCUGCCAAUGUUCUCAGUGGCCAAAACUCAGGCUCAAGCUCAGAUAAUUCUGCCCAUGGAUAUUUCUCUGGACGGUCCCAAAGUCAACCUCUGGAGACAGCUAUGUGAGAUUAUAGUUCUACAAGUGAUGUUGGCUUGACAGUAAUUGUAGAGAGCAUGAUCUCAAAGGAGGGUAUCAUAAACCAAUAUAGUGAACAGCAGUGACCAUCCAGCACAUAUACUCAUUACUUGAAGUGUUAGUUGCACAUGAAAAUGCAACAUGAAACACAUGGUGAGGACAUUGUUCCACCACAUGAGACCAUCUACUGAAUGUGGUGACCAGGUGAGAUAAUUUAUAAAAUUAUGAGUUUUCUACUUCCACAUUGCUAGUGGUAAUUAGAGCUUCAUUACAUUUGGCUUUAUAGAGCUGAAGCAAAGAAAUAUUUAUCCAUUGCAGUGGAAUUUACAGAAUAAAAGUAGAUUACAAGAACUAGGUUAGCACAAGAGAAUUUAAUGUUCUUGAGCAGUUUAUGAGCAUAUCAGUGAGGCUUACUGAGUGCAUUUAAAUAGCAUUUACAGUGUCAUUAUCACCAGACAAAUACAAUGAAAUUAUAAUUCUCCUGACAUUUUUGUAAUAAGAACAUUCUUCACCAGAUAUUAUAUUAGAAAGCGUUUACUUCAUAAAAGGCACAUAAGCAUUAAUCUUAAAACAGUCACAAUCAAGCUACAUCUGUCACAAUCAUGGUCACAAUAAUACAUUAAUGUGGUAUAUGUGACAACUGCAAUUAGCUUCGUUAAGCUGACCCAAGUAGCAAUGGGAGGUAGAGGCUAGUUGCUCAAUAAUGAGGACUGAAAACAUAACUCUCAUGGAUACUGCCACCCUUUGGGUCUCAGGUACACGUGUGAAAGGAUUGUGAUAAGGGCCAGCAUAAAUGAAUAUUAGUUUGUAGCAUAUCUUUUUCUACAAAUUGUACAUAUGUAUGUUUUAGUGUCCUGAGGACAAUCACACAGAUCUAUAUAUAAGCAAGAUCUUCCAGACUACCAGAAUGCAUGACUGAAAUACAAAGAAUGAAGAGAACAAAUUGCUCUAAAGGAUGGAUACACUUUCAAUUAUAUUUAUCUAACUUCUUCCCAGUGUGUGUGUGUGUGUGUGUGUGUGUGAGAAUAUGCAUCAUAUUGUGGGACUACAGUAAUGUUUGAUGUACAUGGUUGUGUGAAGUGGUGUACAAAGUUCCUGAGGUUAUCAAGGCCUCACUCACCUUCUAGCAGUGCUAGGGAGGUGGCAGCAUCCCAGCUCACUCUACUUUAACUUGAGGCUCUGCAAGUAAUCAAUUGUAUAAAUAACUAUGUAAAAAAAAAUUAUUCACAAUUUAUACGCAGGAAAUGUAAAAAGUUUGAAAAUUUGCUUGAAAUUACAUUAAAUUCUAACAAUGAUCAUAUGAAAAAAACCUACAGUAACAGUAGCUAAUAAUGUGAAACAUUCUUUGAUAUAUUAGAUUUUGGUCUGAAUACACCAUCUAUUGUGGAAUUCCUCAUAUGCACUACUAUAUAAUUGAGCCAAUGGUGGUUAAUGGAGAUAAAAUGCAAAACCUAAUGUGCAACAUCUGUACACUUGAAAGAUCAACAGCUGACUGAUGAAAUGUUGGCACUGGAAUGGCUGGGAAAGGUUUAUUAUUAUUUUUCUCUCCCGAAGUAUUAUUUCUAAACAAAUUUUAACAAGUGACUAGUUCAUUAUUCCUGAAUCAAUGCAAAUCUUCACAACAUCUAUUUAGCAUAGAAACUAAUUUGAUAAUUAUGAUGUAUACUGACUCCAGAGAGAGAGACUGUUGUCAACACUUUAUCAGAUAGCUGAUGGCUGAAGGUUCAAGUGUAGUAAUGUUGUGCAUUAGAUUCAACAUUGUAUUCCCCACUAACCACCCUUUAACCCAACAAAUAAAACACACUAUUUUCAUUUCAUCACUUCAUUUAAACUAUUAAAAUUUUUGUGGAUUCUUUUUUUUGGACAUCCUGUAUAACAAUUUACAAGAGGUUAUUUUACUUUAGUAUUGUUUCAAAAGUUUGUUUCUUUAUAGAGUAAUGAAAAGUAUAGCAAGUACAUGUGUAUACCUUAAGACAAUAAUAUAUAUUCAAUUUGUAUUUUGAACACUUAAAAAUGCAGUGUAUGAGGAAAUACAAAAUUAAUGUUCUUAUUCAGCUAUUAAUACAUUUAUAAUUGUCAAUUUUUUGUAUAAUCAUGUAUUAAUACAUUUAUAAUUUUGCCAAUUUUUUUUAUAAUUAUGCUCUUAUCUAUUUCCAAAAACAUUUUUCUACUGAAACAUUUCCUAACUUUAUCUUGGUGCCUUCUAUUCUGCAAUGCCUUAACUGUUAGUCCCCUAUGCAAUGAAUGAACCACAUAGUCUGGUAAAAAUCAUGUAUUUUUGUACAGAAUAUUUGAUUUUGUGUUUAAAUUUGUAAAGUUAGGUAAAACAGAGGAAUGUAUAGAUUUAAUAUCUCUAUAAUGAUUUCUUUUUUCCCCCCUUUUUAAGAAAUUGUUAUUGAUGAAAGAGAAGUAUUGUCUUUUUUCACGUAGAAUAUGAAGAUUACUCUGACAUACUUGUGGCAGUCUCCCUCACAAUAUUAUAAUCAUACACUUCAUACAUAAUCGUACACCUACAGGUGUAGAGUACAGCACCAGAUAUAUUUCUGGUGUCUUGUGUACCUAGUCACUGUACAUACAAAGGCAUUUUAUUUUAUCUCAUGGUGUUGGACCCAUAACCAAGCACUGUCCCUGCCCUCACCACUGGAAGGAGAAGUGUUAAGCAUGUGUUAGGCUGUCUUGUCAGAUAGGUUGUAAUUGUAAUUUUAUCACAAAUACAAUACAUGACUGAACUAAUGAAAUAAAUCCAUUUCCAUAUUGCAAAUACUUAAAUUCGAUAUUACUGAAGGAAUGACUUUUGAGGACAAAUACUGAAAAAAUCUUCUAGGGGUUUGAAGAAAAUAAAUUUGUGAAAUCUUCAAAUCUAGUAAUUGUUACUGAAUAUUGUUCACACUUGAACUGUAAAGUAUUCCUCGGUAGGGCCAUUUAUUUAUCAGAUGUCUUCAGCCUUUGUCAAUAAAAUUUUGUCAUGUUUAUAUGAAAACUGUCCUCAUAUAUCCAGUUCUAGUCCUCUCUUGUGGCUCAUUCUUCCAAUCAUCCUUCCUGACUUGGCUUGCCUCACUUGUCUGACACACUCCACUGGCAUCCCUGUUGUGCCUUCGCAGCAGCACAGUGCCUUCAACUGGCCUAAACCAGAGAACAUCUCUGUUGUGCCUUUGUAAGCAAAGUUCCUUGCUUAUUCAACCAAGGUACAAGGCCUUGUCAGUGUUGUCUCAAUGAAUGGACAUAGUAUGUAUUUUGUAGAUUAGUAGCUAUUGUUCUCUGAUAGUAAAAAGUAACCCAUUGCUGCUGCAGACUUUAGGUUGUUUGAUGAUGCUCAUGAAAACUGAUUAGUUCAUUUUUUUUCUAGUUUUUAUGUAGUUAUUCCUUCUUGUAUAAUGCAAAUGUUAACAGAUAUACAAUUUGUGAUACUAGAAGUAUCAGAUGUAGAGAGAACAUUUGCUCUUGUUGACAAAUCCUCAAAGGCAAGGAAUUAAUGUUCUACAUGUGCAAGAAAUAGUUAUGAAGUUCAGUAUAGCUAUGUAUGUAACUUUUGACAUGUAUUGUGAUUUCACACCAUGUUCACAAAUAUUUUACAUUCAAUCUGAUAUUUGUUACAGUGACAGUCCAUGAAAGUGUGCAAGCACAUGAAAGCAAAAAAAAUAAUUGUAGAGUAUGUCACAGAUUUUUAGUUUAGUUUUUAUACCUGUACAUUUGUAUAAUAAAUUAUUUAAAUAAA
Molecule: messenger RNA, 12792 nt
Organism: Scylla paramamosain (green mud crab)
Lineage: Eukaryota; Metazoa; Arthropoda; Malacostraca; Decapoda; Portunidae
Gene: bark
Product: protein bark beetle-like
Cellular component (GO): membrane
Source: RefSeq, a predicted model, not a curated record